AUGUGUCUUCGACUGUUAGGACAGGCUCCUACUGAUCUUGGCGGCGGCGUAAUCAGGAUUGCUUGGCUCAGGGAGACUUUCAAUCAGCUACUUCUUUCGGCAUCACCGGAGAGUAUAGAGCUGUUUGCACGAGCUUAUGCUCUGUCUUUGAUGGGAGGUGUUUUGUUCCCCGAUCGGUUUGGAGGUUCAGUUCAUCUGCAGUCGGCGCUGCAGAUGACGCAGUCUUCUUCACUAGGUGGUGACUUUGGUGGAUGGUCCACCUUGCUGAUGAUCUGGACGUGGGAGCGAUUUCUUCAUACAACACCGCUACAUAUAGAGACGGGGGCGCAGAUCACCGAGGAUGCGGUCCCACGUGGCCUUCGAUGGCUUCCGGCCCAUACCUGUAAGCAUGGUGAUCAGUUCUAUAUGUACAAGCUGUGGUUUGACGAGUGCACGACAUUCGUGAGCCCAGGACUACAGCGAUACUGUGAUCCAGUCCGACACGUUUCGAGCAGUAGUUCCGUUGGCCUGCUUCUCAUCGACGAUGUGGCAUCAUCCAAAUCGCGUGCUCGAACAGUUUGGAAUGAUGGAGGACCCGCCUCAUCAUCCACAUCCCGCAGCUGA
Molecule: messenger RNA, 603 nt
Organism: Linum tenue
Lineage: Eukaryota; Viridiplantae; Streptophyta; Magnoliopsida; Malpighiales; Linaceae
Source: the annotation of a GenBank genome assembly